Pyrus x bretschneideri (Chinese white pear) is the source of this 2070-nucleotide messenger RNA. Its product is annotated as AAA-ATPase ASD, mitochondrial. The record is from RefSeq and is a predicted model, not a curated record. NCBI's taxonomy places the organism in Eukaryota, Viridiplantae, Streptophyta, Magnoliopsida, Rosales, Rosaceae. The coding region runs from base 210 to 1784 and encodes 524 amino acids. Gene Ontology annotation, molecular function: ATP binding; ATP hydrolysis activity. The transcript has a single exon.
UGUCCUAAUCCUGCAGCAUCCUCAUCGCAUUAUCUACCUACCCCUUGUAUUCACAGUCCCCGUUCUAAUCAUCAAACACAAAAACAAAUGAAGAAAAGGUGCAGCCUUCGGCCAGUGAAACCCUAGACAGUCCCAUCCCACUCCCAAGACCUAUAUAUACACCAAUAUAUACGUAUUAUUAUAUCUCAAACUCGAGAGCAAGCCCAGAAAUGUUGCCACCAACAAUGAUGAGCCAGCAGAUGUUGGCAACAAUGGGUUCAACCCUAGCUAGCUUCAUGUUCAUCUGGGCAAUCAUCCGCCAGUACUGUCCGUACGAGCUGCGCCGUUUUCUGGAGCGAUACUCCCACAGAGUCACGGGCUACUUCUACCCCUACAUCAAAAUCUCCAUCCACGAGUUCACCGGCGACCGCCUCAAGCGGAGCGAGGCCUACUCGGCCGUGGAGGCCUACCUGAGCUCCAACACCUCCAAGAGCGCCAAGCGGCUCAAGGCGGAGAUGGUGAAGGACAGCAGCAACCUCGUCCUCAGCAUGGACGAGUACGAAAGAGUGACGGACGACUUCCGUGGAGCAAAAGUCUGGUGGGUUCUGUCCAAAUCCGUGUCCCCCGCCGGGAGAUCUAUGUCCAUGGCCUAUUAUCCCGAGCAGGAGAAGCGAUUUUACAAGCUGACUUUUCACAAAAAGUACCGGGACAUGAUCACGGCGGACUAUUUAAACCAUGUCGUUAAUGAAGGGAAGGAGAUCCGGGUUAGAAAUCGGCAGAGGAAGCUGUACACAAAUAGUCCGGGGUACAAAUGGCCGAGCUACAAGCAGACGAUGUGGAGCCACAUUGUGUUCGAACACCCGGCAACGUUCGAGACAAUGGCGUUGGAUCCGGAGAAGAAGAAGGAGAUCAUCGAAGAUCUGGUGACUUUCAGCAAAAGCAAGGACUUUUAUGCAAGAAUUGGGAAAGCUUGGAAGAGGGGUUACUUGCUGUACGGUCCUCCGGGGACCGGGAAGUCCACGAUGAUCGCCGCGAUGGCGAAUCUGUUGGGGUACGAUAUUUAUGACUUGGAGCUCACGGCGGUGAAGGACAAUACGGAGCUGAGGAAGCUAUUGAUUGAGACCACGAGUAAGAGUAUUAUUGUGAUUGAGGACAUCGACUGUUCGCUUGAUUUGACAGGGCAGAGGAAGAAGAGGGGGGCGGCGGAGAAGGGUUUUUCGGAGGAGGAGGUAAAGGGUAGCGGAGCCGGGAAGGAGCGCGUUAAAGAGGCGAAAGAGGAAGGGUACGGCGGCAGCAAGGUGACGCUUUCGGGGCUGUUGAACUUCAUCGAUGGGUUAUGGUCUGCAUGCGGAGGUGAGAGGGUGGUUGUUUUUACUACUAAUUAUGUUGAGAAGCUUGAUCCUGCAUUGAUUCGGAGGGGUAGAAUGGACAAACACAUUGAGCUUUCUUACUGUACUUUUGAUGGGUUUAGGGUUUUGGCCAAGAAUUACUUGAGGAUUGAGAGGCAUGAGAUGUUUGAGGAGAUAGAAAAGCUGAUGGGAGUGACGAAAAUGACCCCGGCCGACGUUGCUGAGAAUCUCAUGCCAAAAUCACCAAAUGAUAAUCCGGAGAAAUGUCUUUUGAAUUUUAUCCAAGCUCUUGAGGAAGCGAUGGAGGAAGGUGCAAAGAAAAAAGAUGAACAGAUCAAAGAGGUUGAUACAAACAAGGCGGAGGUGGCGGCGGAGGAGGGAGUAGGAAACAAAGAGGUUGAAAGCAAAAGCGUUUUGGUUGCCGACGAAAUUAGGUCAACUUGGGCAAGUGGGUGAUUAGGAAUUGGAUAUUCUCUGAGGCAAAUUAUCGGGAUCCUCUUGACCCAAUAACACAGAUAGUUGGAUUUUGAUCCAAUGACUAUAAAUAGGGGAUCCUUCUAAAAUUAUAAUAAUUGUAGCCGUUGAAUCAAAAUCCAAUGAUCCGUGUUAGUGGGUCAGAAGGAUCCCGAGGCUUUGCCUCGGAGAGGAUCCAAUGUUGGGUGAUUAUUUGGUGGUUUUUGAGUUUAAUAUGUCAACUAAGCUUAAAGUUCUUUUGGUUAACAAUAAUAUAAAAUUUAUAUGA